CGCCCCACUUCGGUCGACUCCGGAAGCUCCUCGGCUCCGCUCCGGCUGAGGCGCGUCCAGUCACUCGAGCGACGCCAACUCGUUUGUGUCGUUACAUCACCUCGUUCCCGUUAACGGUCCACGCUUCCCUGUAAACAUGGUGUACGCGAUUAAGGACGAAGCCGAUUUGCAGGAAAAGUUGAAGGAAGCUGGCAACAAGCUGGUUGUUAUAGAUUUUUAUGCAACGUGGUGUGGUCCAUGCAAAAUGAUUGCACCAAAACUUGAGACCCUGAGUGAGGAAAUGGACGACAUCGUUAUCCUCAAAGUUGACGUUGACCAGUGCGAAGCACUCGUUUCUGACUACGACGUCACCAGUAUGCCCACCUUUGUCUUUAUCAAGAAUGGCGAAAAGCUGGAGUCCUUCUCGGGGGCCAAUUACGAGAAGCUGAAAGAACUCAUUUUAAAGCAUAAGUGAACGACUUGAGCGGUCAUUCCAACUAAUGUAAUUAUUAAAGGAUUUUCGCAGCCACCAAUGGAAUACAAAACUUUAUGCAGAGCUAUUAUGUGACCUUUAAGACAGCGAGUUAGGAUAUUAAAUGUAUCCCCGUGGUACAUUGAGUUUCGAGAGCACGCGAAAAGCUGCAUGUAUUUUUUUAAACACACCUUAGCCAGUCUUGUACUCUUGGUUGUACUUGUACAACAGGAUCAUUGUAAACAGCUUGUAAAAAUUUACACAUAAAUGUUGCAACCCGUAGA
This is a messenger RNA of Orussus abietinus, 735 nucleotides long. RefSeq names its product thioredoxin-2. The record is from RefSeq and is a predicted model, not a curated record. Lineage: Eukaryota; Metazoa; Arthropoda; Insecta; Hymenoptera; Orussidae. The coding region runs from base 137 to 454 and encodes 105 amino acids. The transcript has 4 exons. Gene Ontology annotation, molecular function: protein-disulfide reductase activity.